Messenger RNA from Hirsutella rhossiliensis, 3195 nucleotides. Its product is annotated as f-box-like domain-containing protein. Gene Ontology annotation, molecular function: protein binding. The coding region runs from base 1 to 3195 and encodes 1064 amino acids. The transcript is spliced from 3 exons. The record is from RefSeq and is a predicted model, not a curated record. Lineage: Eukaryota; Fungi; Ascomycota; Sordariomycetes; Hypocreales; Ophiocordycipitaceae.
AUGGCCGACCACAGCUCGAACCGCCGCUUCCAGCUCCAGGUCAGCGAGUGCGUCGAGACCAAGACGGUCACAACCACGACUCGCCUCACCCGCAAGUUUCCCCAUGUCUUUGUCCGCGACCCGACCCCGCUUGAGAAACUCGACUCCAAAGAGUACCCGCUCGCCCUGAAGCCCACGCCCCCCGAGCUGCUUGGCUUUUCGUACAACCUGCUCGACGGCGGCCGGCACGGUGACGACGACCAAGACGACGACGAGCAACAGGACGCCAAACCCAUGCAUCGAUCCGCCAGCCGUGCCAUGACGCCCAUGGCUGUCAGGUUCGAACCCGUCGCUCCUCACUCCCCAUCCGCCCUCGACGGGCCGAGUCGAGCUACCCGAUCUCCUUCCGAAAAGUACCCCCGACGCACGCGACAGGCACGUGCCAGCCUCGCCGAGCCCCCAAACACCACAUCCUCAGCUGACGCCGGCGCCGGCGCCCCCGUGUCACAGUUUUUUGUCAAGUCCACCUCUAAUAAACCUUCGCGGGGCCUUGCUCGGUCGUCCAAUCUCAACGCCGUCUCGGAUAACCUGCGUCGUUCCGUCGUCCAAGGCGGUGGCACUGCCAUCAAUUCCGAGGCAAGCUGCAGCAGCGGCAGCGGCACCACGAGCUCGAGCAGCCGCCGCGUCCUCGCGGACCGGCCCGUCCGAGACGGCCCCGGCUUCUUGGCUACCCCCGACACAUCUGAAUUACCAGGCCCCUCUUCCUCCUCGCAGCGUUCGUCACGGCGACGCUUGUUGCACCUGGAACGUCUCCAGAGCUCGCCGCCCGACUCGGCCCCCAGCUUGUCGCAGUCUGCCCCCUGCGACGCCGCUGCGAGUCCCUCGGGCAGCGACUCCCUCACCGUCUUCAGUAGCAAUGUUGCCACGCCUCCCAUCACCGACGCCGAUGCGGCCCCAUUCGGCCAUGUCGACGUUGACGAGUCUCUCCAGCAGUCUGUUCGCUCGUUGCACCACCGACCCGCCAUCGACGUCGUUGCUGCCCAGGAUGCCAGUCUUCCUAGUCCGAGGUUGUCCCCAACCCUGGCAGCUUCCCUGCCCCCUUCUGCCGACCACGACGAUGAUGCCACCGCCAGCUUCCACACGUCUAUGGCGGACCCUGGCUCGGUCUGGAUUGACGACUCUCAGGUGAAGCAGGAGGGCGAUGCUGUAGAUGCAGGCUCCUCCUACCGAGAUCUCGAGGACCUCCGCGUCGCCAACCCUGGUUUGGUGGAUCUAUCGCCCUCUCCCGUUGUCAUGGACACGCAGACCCUGCUCGAGGCUUUUGAUUCCAUGAAGACGGACAUGAAGACGUUCAUGAUGUACCAGUUCCUCCGCCGCUGUCCUCGGCCCACGCUCCGCGUCAUUGCCGACGCCGUCAACCCUGCUCUGAAGUGCGACUUCCUCCAGCAGCUGCCCCUCGAGCUUGCCUACCACGUGCUCUCCUACGUCGACUGCCGAGACUUGUGCCGGGCCGCCCAGGUGUCCAGGCACUGGCACAACAUUGUCGACCGCAACGAGACGGGCUGGAAGGAGCUCUUUGAUCGGGAAGGCUUCACCCUCCCCACUGGCGAAUUGCAGAAGGCCAUUGAUCAGGGUUGGGGAUGGCAGGACCCUGUCGGUGCUUCGGGCUAUGAGAAGGAUCUGAGCAUGCUCAGGCGCCUGACAUCCUCGGAGGCAGAACUCACCCGUAACUCGCGUCAGGAUGCGCUGCCAAAGCUGAGAACCCCGAAGCGAAAGCGUGGCCUCAACACGUACUCGGCCACGGAACGAUCGAAGCGACGAGCUGCCGCUGCCCAGGAGGCGCCCGCCUCACGCGAACAGACGGCGUUAGACGAGGUGAAGCAGUCCAAGUCCGAAGGGCCGCUAACGGCCGCCAACCAGGCCGCCCAAGCCAUCCCCGACCCUCAGUUGGGCCUGCCCAGUCUUCGUCAGCUGCAUCUCUUCAAGUCCCUGUACCGCCGGCAUCACAUGAUUCGUCGGAGCUGGACAAGCGGCGAAGUGAAGCCCUCACACGUGGCCUUUGCUGCCCACCCCCGGCAUGUCAUCACCUGCCUGCAGUUUGACGACGAUAAGAUCAUCACGGGAAGCGACGACACGCUGAUCCAUAUCUACGACACCAAGACGGGCAAGCUGCGCAAGCGGCUCGAGGGCCACGAAGGGGGCGUCUGGGCUCUCCAGUACGAAGGCAACAUACUCGUCUCCGGGUCGACGGAUCGCUCGGUACGCGUGUGGGACAUUGACAGGGGUCUCUGCCAGCAGGUGUUUUAUGGCCACACUAGCACUGUGCGCUGCCUUCAAAUCCUGAUGCCGACCGAGACGGGCAGGGAUUCGACUGGCCAUGCGGUCAUGCAGCCGGAGAAGCCGCUCAUAAUCACGGGCUCACGGGACAGCCAGCUGCGGGUCUGGCGGCUACCCCAGCCCGGCUCGCGCCGAUACAUCCAGACGCAUCCGCCGGCCCAGGAGUCGGACUGCCCGUAUUUUAUCCGCGUCCUCAUGGGCCACACGCACUCGGUGCGGGCCAUCUCGGCGCACGGCGACACCCUCGUCAGCGGAUCGUACGACAGUACCGUCCGGGUGUGGCGCAUCAGCACCGGCGACGCGCUGCACGUGCUUCGGGGACACUCGCAAAAGGUAUACUCGGUCGUGCUGGACCAUGAGCGAAACCGAUGCAUCUCGGGUUCCAUGGACUCGCUCGUCAAGAUUUGGGACCUGACGACGGGGACGUGUCUUUACACACUCGAGGGACACAGCCUCCUCGUCGGACUCCUGGACCUCCGCGACGAGCGGCUCGUGUCUGCAGCGGCGGACUCGACGCUCCGGAUAUGGGAUCCCGAGACGGGCCGGUGCAGACACACGCUCAUGGCCCACACAGGGGCCAUUACGUGCUUCCAGCACGAUGGUCGGAAAGUGAUUAGCGGCAGCGAGAAGACCGUCAAGAUGUGGGAUGUGCAGACGGGCGAGUGCGUCCAGGACCUGUUGACGGACCUGAGUGGUGUGUGGCAGGUCAAAUUUGAUGGGCGGAGAUGUGUGGCAGCUGUCCAGCGCGACCAGCUGACGUAUGUCGAGAUUCUGGACUUUGGAGCGAUUCGAGACGGCCAACCUCCCGAGAACCUGGGCAAACGCAUUCUGCUUAACGAGCACGAGGUGCGGGAUAUUGUCGAAGACAGCCUGGCUUAG